Mercurialis annua (annual mercury) is the source of this 2151-nucleotide messenger RNA. RefSeq names its product triacylglycerol lipase OBL1. The coding region runs from base 296 to 1906 and encodes 536 amino acids. Gene Ontology annotation, molecular function: triacylglycerol lipase activity. Gene Ontology annotation, biological process: lipid metabolic process. NCBI's taxonomy places the organism in Eukaryota, Viridiplantae, Streptophyta, Magnoliopsida, Malpighiales, Euphorbiaceae. The transcript is spliced from 5 exons. The record is from RefSeq and is a predicted model, not a curated record.
UAUCUAUCCCUUCCAAUGGAUAAUUGGACCUUUUCAAAAUACUUUGGCCCACAAAAAGCAUAAAAUUACACCAAUCACCAAAUGACACUCGUGUGUGAACCAUGCAUGGCUGAUCUCAUGGGGAUAUUCAUAAUCACAGAAAGCCAAAACUUUACUCUAUUUUUUGUAUUAACAGACCGACCAUACUUUUUUUCAGUUAGAACCGCUAAUUGUACCACCUUUAAAUACCAUCUUUUUUGAAUAAUCCCCCAGUUCAAAUAUUUUGAAAUCUUUAAUAUUCUUGAAUCUUUAAUUCAUGGGUACUGAAAUUGACGGAGAUGAGAGGUUUAAGUAUCUGAUAGUGCGGCCGGAGAAAGGUGGCGUGAUGGACCUGUGGAGGUACAUGGUGAUGGGUGAUAUAGGGAGUGGUGUGCGGUUCUUGGAAUGCUCGGAGGAGCGUGUGAUGAGUAGAGAAGCGGCUGAUAAUAGGUGGGUGAUUAUAGUUUCGAUUCUCGUGCGGAAAGUUCUUCAUGUUUUUGGGAAACCGUUGGAGUAUACUGGUUUUGCUAUUGAUUUCUUCCUCAAUGUUCUGUCUGAAAAUGGCGGUUUUUUUGGCUUGUUCUUCAACUUUAUCCAAGGAAAGGUGGUGAUACCGCAGAGAGGCACGGACGAGUUUACGAGUACUAUUGGACAGUUGGAUGGGCGAGUAGACCUGUACAGGGCUGAAAAGUUGCUGGAACAUAUAGAUGAUUCUGUUCCUGGAGAGGAACAUAUUAAAGCAGAGAUGGGACAUCGAGCUCUCAUGGAUCUUUGCAUUAUGGCUUCCAAGUUAGCUUAUGAGAACGCUAAAGUUGUUCGAAAUGUUGUUGUUAAUCAUUGGAAGAUGCAUUUUGUGGACUUCUAUGACUGUUGGAAUGAUUUCCAAAAGGAAAACUCUACUCAAGUGUUCAUAAUCUGUGACAAGCCGAAAGAUGCGGAUUUGAUACUGAUAAGCUUUAGAGGAACAGAGCCUUUUGAUGCUGAUGACUGGAGCACUGAUUUUGAUUAUUCCUGGUUUGAGAUUCCGAAAUUAGGAAAAGUUCAUAUGGGAUUCUUAGAAGCAUUAGGUUUAGGAAACAGAGCAAAAACUGCCACCACCUUCCAUCAUCAUUUGCGAAAGACCAAAACAAAUCCCAACCAUUCAAGCGGUAUUGAUUCAGAAGACACCGCUGAAUCAAAUGCUGAUUCUGACAAGGAACAUAGCGCGUGGGAUCAAUCUUCCGAUUCAGAAACGGCUAGUGUUCCGCCCGACAUGGUAAAGAAGAGCGCAUAUUAUACUGUGAGGAGGAAGCUGAGAAGACUACUUAGAGAGCACAAGAAUGCAGAAUUUGUAGUGACUGGACAUAGCUUAGGGGGCGCGCUUGCGAUACUAUUUCCGACUGUGUUAGUGCUGCAUGAAGAAAUGGAGAUGAUGCAGAGAUUAGUUGGUGUUUACACAUUUGGUCAGCCAAGAAUUGGGGAUAUGCAGCUUGGUAAAUACAUGGAAGCUCAUUUGGAACAUCCAUAUCCUAAGUACUUCAGGAUAGUUUAUUGCAAUGACCUUGUUCCUAGAUUGCCUUAUGAUGACAAAACCUUCUUGUUCAAGCAUUUUGGAGUUUGCCUUUACUAUGAUAGCUUCUACAAUGAGCAGAGAAUGGAUGAGGAGCCAGACCCAAAUUUCUUUGGUUUGAGAUAUGUGGUACCACUGCACUUAAAUGCUGCAUGGGAGUUGAUUAGAAGCUUAAUGAUGGGCUACACAUAUGGGGCAGACUACAAGGAAGGAUGGGUGUCGAUCAUGUUCAGGAUAAUAGGAUUGGCAUUGCCUGGUGUUGCUGAUCAUGGCCCCAGAGAUUAUGUCAACUCGGUACGACUCGGAAGAGAGCCUCAUCCUCACCUAUCAUCUUCCUAAUCUCGACUUGCUUUUCAAUUUCAAAUUAUACCAAAUAAUAAUAGUGCAAAUUUGCAUUAAAUAAUUGCUUCAUUUUUUUAGGUACUGUGUUCAGGAGCUAUCAUAUGCUUGCGUUUCUUUUUUUCAAAUUCUUUGUGUGUUUAUUGUUAUAUGUAUAUUGGGUUUAGUUCACUUUUUAUUGUACUAAAGGUUGAGUGAUUCUGAAAAUAAAUACAAAGAUGAAUUAGUUAUGAUUUUUUAUUUUA